This is a messenger RNA of Penicillium odoratum, 1155 nucleotides long. Its product is annotated as PAF acetylhydrolase family protein. The transcript has a single exon. Lineage: Eukaryota; Fungi; Ascomycota; Eurotiomycetes; Eurotiales; Aspergillaceae. The record is from RefSeq and is a predicted model, not a curated record. Gene Ontology annotation, molecular function: 1-alkyl-2-acetylglycerophosphocholine esterase activity. Bases 1 to 1155 code for a protein of 384 amino acids.
AUGAUUCGUGGCAUCCUAUGCUCCGUGAGUUUUUUUCUCCUCAGCCUCGGGCAAACGGCAAUUGUGCCUCUUCCUUCAAGCACCGGACCAUGCGACGUCACGCUUCAUACACGCGAACUAGUCGACUUGUCUCGAAUCGAUCCAUACGACCCAAAAGGGGGCAAGCGUUCUAUCAUGGUAACCGCCUUUACACCUGUCAAUUGCGGCACUGUACUCGCCACAUCGUACAUUCCGAAUGCAACAGCCAGUUAUUAUGAUAAGCUUUUCAAAUCUCUUGGGCUUGGACUACCUCCCGGAACAUUCGAGUCCCUUCGUAUCCAGACUCAGCAGCAGUCACCGCUUUCCAGACGUCGCGGAAAUUAUCCAGUUGUGCUUUUCACACCAGCUGUGGGCUUCUCAAGAUUGAUGUACACAUCGUUGCUUCAAGACAUUGCCAGUAACGGAUUGGCCGUUGUCUCCGUCGAUCACCCGUAUGAUGCUGCCAUAGUGGAAUUCCCUGAUGGCCGCACGGUUCUCGGAGUACUCGGAAAUAUCAGUACAGAUGCAGAAUAUGUUUCAGCAAUGGAUGUUCGUGUUCAAGACAUGAGAUUUUUACUUGAUCAAAUUCACGACGAAAAAGUGAUCGGAGACAUAUUCCCUUUGUCACUGGAAAAUUCGAGUCUACUUUCUCUUGACCGGGUGACGAUCGUCGGUCAUUCCUUUGGUGGAGCAACAGCAGCGCAGGCCAUACUCGUUGACAAUCGAUUUGUCGGGGGUAUCAAUCUAGAUGGUAAAAUGUAUGGGUCUGUCCUGGACAAAGGCCUGUCAAGUCCGUUCCUGCUUUUCGGAAACGCAAACCACACCCAGGCAACAGACUCCAGCUGGGCAACAUUUUGGUCACAUCAACGAGGAUGGAAACUUGAGCUACAACUCGCACAGUCGAAACACUAUUCUUUUUCUGACUUUCCUGUGCUUGCCGAUGCUCUGAGUAUCUCGGAAGAAGCUAGAGAAGUUGUUCAGGCCAGCUAUACUGGGACGAUAGGCGGUUUGCGUGCUAAGGACGUGGUAGCUUUAUACAUCAUUGCCACACUGCGGUACUUUAUUUAUGGGCACAAGUCAGAUUUACUCAGCGGCCCUUCUGUGACAUAUCCUGAUGUGACCUUUGUGUCUUCCUGA